Molecule: messenger RNA, 1041 nt
Organism: Trypanosoma rangeli
Lineage: Eukaryota; Euglenozoa; Kinetoplastea; Trypanosomatida; Trypanosomatidae
Exons: 1
Coding region: 1-1041 (346 amino acids)
Source: RefSeq, a predicted model, not a curated record
AUGUUCAACCCCUCGCCUCGUGGUAGCAGAGACGACCCGUCUGCAUUUGCUUCAUACGUGUCUACGCAGCGCGGCGCGGCGGAGCUGCUUGCUGCCCGCGCUGAGGGGCCUAGUCUUCCUCCGCCCUCCGCUGAGAAUGCGUGCACACGGGAAGAAACGACGGAAAUGAAGGGGAGCGCAUCAAGUGGCGAACUGCGGCCGUUCCAGCAGGAAACACUCUUCGAGGUUGCGGAUGUCUGGCAUGAUGCGUCGUCCCCCAUGAAUAUCCCCCAGCACCUGCACUCGUCGCCGCCGUUUGCCAUGUACGCAUGGCAAACGGAGAUUUUGCAGCGGGAGGAGUCACUUGUGCGGCGUGAAGUGGAGGCCUUUGCGCAGGGAGAGAGGCUUGCGCAACGAGAGGAGCAGCUGCGCCACCUGCAGGAGCAUCUUGCCACGAAGGUGGCGGCCGACGCCAAGCGAAGACAGCUGCAUGAAGCGAAGUGCGCGUUGGAACGACGGGAGCAUGAGGUGGCACAAAAACUUGCCGUCGCACGGGAGGAAAAGGAUAAUCUUGAUGCGCGUGCUGCAGAGCUUGACAUUCGCGAGCGGAGACUAGAGGAGGAGCAGGAGUGUCUGUUGAACGACGCCCAGAGGCAGGUGGAUCUUAUCCAUAGCAGUGCGCGCGUGCUGCAAGAAAAGGAGGCCACCGUGGCACAGCGUGAGGAGAGCUGUUCUCGGCACGAGGCCGAGCUGAUGCUGCAGCGUGAGUGCCUUAUCGGUUGGGAGGUCUCGCUGAGCCGCCAGCAACGCCAAUUGGACGCUCAGCUCGCGUCAGUGGUGGAUAAACUUGCUGCUGCUGAGAAAAUCGUGUUGCGUGAGAACAAUGUGCAAGAACUGGAACUGCGCCUUUGCGAGCGCGAAGCGUUGCUGUGGGAGACAGCAGCAAAGAAGCUGCCAGGCAGCCGAGAAGACCUGAAGGGUCUGAUCGCGUCUCUCAGAAGGCUUCAGGACAAACUUUUUAGCUGCGAGUUCAAGAGGCAUACAAGUUCUGAAGUGUUGUAG